GUUGAUGUUUCUCGUGGGAAGGAUGCUGCUGUGAUACAAGCUUUGCUCUCAAUCUCAAUUGUGAUUCAACUUGGAUUUUUAAAACGAAAAAUUUCGACACGAUCCCCGUUCUGAUAAUGCUAAGUUCAUUUCUGUGAAAGGUGUGCAGCUUGACGGCACCCAAUUAUGCCUUCUGCUCAUCUGACUUUAAAGGAAGAAGAAGUUAUUAAACUCCUUUUGGAGUUUCUGUCAAACCGGGAGCUCAGCAUAUCCCAAUUGUCGGUUGAAAGAGAAAGCGGGGUCAUCAAUGGCACUUUCUCGGACGACAUCCUCUUCUUGAGGCAGCUCAUCUUAGAUGGACAAUGGGACGACGUUUUGGAAUUUGUAAAGCCUCUGGAAGGCAUCGAAACUUUCGAUUCCAAACAGUUCCGUUACAUAGUCAUCAAGCACAAAUACAUUGAACUGUUGUGCAUUCGUUCUGAAAGUGGAAUCUUCCAGAAUGUGGACGUUGCCGUUGAGGAAGUUGUCAAAAGUCUCGCCGAGUUGGAAAAAUACUGUCCUUCUAAAGAGGACUACAACAACCUUUGUUUGCUUGUGACUCUGCCAAGGUUAUCGGACCAUUUCGAAUACCGAAACUGGAACCCGAGCAAUGCAAGAGUCAAUUGCUUCAAGGCGGUUUUUCCUCUCGUGGAAAAAUUUCUUCCUCUGGACAAGAAAGGUGUCGAAACUUACAUGGCUAAAGGUGACAGACUUAUACAGCUUAUCAUUAAAGGUGUUCUCUAUGAAUCUUGCGUGGAAUAUUGUCAGCAAAGGGCCACGUCUUCCUCCUCUGAAAUGCAAGAAAUGGGGUUUUCUCAUAUUUUAAACGGGACUGGAUUUAGCGAUUCAGAUCUGAGUUUACUGUCUUGGCUUCAGUGUAUUCCACCAGAGACAUUCUCUUAUCCUUUCGAACAAAAGACCUUGAGUGUCGAUGUCGAGCAACUCGAUAAACCUUCUUUAGAAGCUUCGUGGUCUGAGCAAAUUCUAGUCGCACCUAUCAAACCAAAAAUCUUCCCCCACUCAGCUAUGCCUUUUACCAGGCUUAGGACCUCGGAUUUUAUGUCGAAAUCCUUAACUCCAAAUCUGGAUACGCUUGGACGUAAUUCGAUGGCGUAUUCCGUCGGAGAUCUUUCGAAUAUGUCGAGAUCUUAUGCUGGGUUUCAUUUGACUGGCAAAAAAGCCAUGAAUACGUCUGUGGAUCGGCUUUUUGAAGGAGGAGACGUUUUCAGCACGAGUUGUGCGGACCUCCAAUCUGAUUUGGAGGCUUGUCACAUAUCAUCAAAGAACAAAUUCACUGUGCCCCCUAAAAUAUUAGAGCAGAUUAGUCCGAAAGCCGAAGAACAAAGUGUACCCAAAAAGGAAAAAGAUAUCGCUUCUAAAGACAGUGCAGUGGAGGAAGAUUCUUUAAGACCAUCUACAACCGGUGACAAUUGCAAAUCAUCGCAGAAUCAUAACUCUAUUAAGACUGAUGGGGAGAGUGUCUCUGAUCUGUGGAAAGAGUUUCAGAGAAAGCAAUUGAUUUCAAAAAAUGCUCAGAACGAAAUUUCGAGUUCUGCGUACUUUGCGGCUCAAGAUGGGUCGAAUGUUGCAUCUGCUAAGAAUGUCUCAGACGUUACAACUUGCGUUACCCACCCGGUGACCCUAUCUACUCAGACGAAACUUCAAAAUUUGGACAAAAUGCCGACAAGUACUCCAAAACCUACGUGUAGAGCGUUGACGCCCAUCAUGCAAGGGUCACCUAUCUUGUCGAGGAACGAUGACAGUUCCUUAGACGGUUCCUCACUACGAUCUAUACCCUCUAUGUCUCGGAAUUUAAGUCCGAACAUGAAUCACUGUAAUGAUCCUCUACUUCCAAACAACGUUGGUGCAGCUCAUAAUUUUGAUGUGUCUCCUGGCAACCAUUCGCAAAAGAGCAGUCCUGGUGGCUCCAUUGGAAGGGGAUCUAAUUACUCUCCCACUCAGAGAACAGCAUCUCCCAUCGAGCCUGAUGGGAAUCAUUGCAGACACUCACCUGUGCCUUCCACUCAGGUACCUGCCAUCAAGCAAGUUCCAAGCAUGCCUCCCCGUUUAGGCCAAGAUGGUGCAGAUGGCAAAAAACCCCACUUUAUAAUGGUGACACGAUUAGAAGAUGCUCAAGCUAUCAGGGCAGCAGAAUUUCAUCCUUCAGGGCAACUGUAUGCAAUUGGUUCAAAUUCAAAGACACUAAGGAUUUGUGCAUAUCCUAAGGUUGUUGACCUCAAGGAAGAUCAUGUUGCACAUCAGCCAACAGUGCUCUACAAGAAAGUGAAACAUCAUAAAGGUUCUAUCUACUGUCUGGCUUGGAAUCCUACAGGAGAGCUUUUAGCUACAGGUUCAAAUGACAAAACGGUGAAGCUAAUGAAGUUUAAUAUGGAAACAUGCAAUGUUGAUAGUAAUGAAGCUGAAUUGACUAUGCAUGAUGGAACUGUAAGAGACAUGUGUUUUAUCGAAGAUACUACUAGCAGGUCUAGUCUGUUGAUUAGUGGUGGAGCCGGUGACUGUAAAAUAUAUGUAACUGAUUGUGAAACUGCAACACCUUUUCAAGCACUUUCUGGACAUUCAGGACACAUAUUGUCAUUAUAUACUUGGGGUGGUGCUAUGUUUGUGAGUGGCUCACAAGAUAGGACAAUCAGAUUUUGGGAUCUGAGGACCAAAGGCUGUGUUCAUUUAGUUACACCUCCAUCUCUCACUGGGUCUGGACCAGGUAGUCCAGUCACCACCAUAUGUGUAGAUCCAUCAGGAAGACUUCUAGUAUCAGGCCAGGAAGAUGCCUCUUGCAUGCUGUAUGACAUUAGAGGAGGAAAGUAUGUUCAGUAUUUCCGACCUCACACUGCAGACAUUCGAACAACUCGAUUUUCUCCUAGAGCCUAUUAUCUGCUGACGGGCUCCUAUGAUCAUAAAGUGGUCCUGACUGAUCUACAAGGUGAUUUAACGCAGCCCUUAUCAAUGAUAGUUGUUGCUGAACACAGUGACAAAGUGAUCCAGGGAAGGUGGCACCCUCGAGAAUUUGCAUUCCUAACAACAAGCGCGGAUAAAACUGCUACUCUUUGGGCACUACCUCUGCAAUGAAAAUGGUUUUAAAAGGUUU
Messenger RNA from Uloborus diversus, 3124 nucleotides. Its product is annotated as WD repeat-containing protein 47-like. Gene Ontology annotation, molecular function: protein binding. The transcript has 9 exons. The record is from RefSeq and is a predicted model, not a curated record. The coding region runs from base 166 to 3105 and encodes 979 amino acids. Lineage: Eukaryota; Metazoa; Arthropoda; Arachnida; Araneae; Uloboridae.